AAAGGGUACUAGCUGUUUUGGUUGGGGGGGAUAAGUAAGAGGGAAGUAUCUGCUUUGGGAAAGUAAUGGGAUCUGCAGAGAACAGCACAUUAACCCUUUAGUGGCUGAGAUGCCUCCUACUUUAGAUUUGUAUCUCUAGACCCUCCCAGAAGGUUAAGCGCACUGCCCAUACCAUGCUCCCAGUGCCAUGACAGUAGGCAUUUGGGGGCCAAUGUUAUUUAAGGAAUGCCCCACUGUUCACAAUGCUGACCACCAGCAGAUACAGGGUUAAGUCUUAAGAUGGGCUGCAAGGGAGGGUCAAAGUAUUUGUGUCACCCGCCUCGUGAUUGGUCGGAGGUUGUUUGCAUGCCCUUACUGAGCCAGGCAGCUUUUACCCCUGGGCACCCCCCCAGCACAUUAAUACCCCCCUCACAACACAGCGCUGCCAGUCCCACCCCUGCUUCAUAGAGAGGGCUCAGUCUACGAGGGUCAGGUAUCACAGAAACCGCCAAGAUGGGUGAAGAAAGAAAUCCAAGAUCUCCAAUACUCGCAAAACCCACCUGAAGAGCUUGAUGCUCCAGGUGGCCAAAACUGCUCUUGAGAAAGAAGAAGCUGAAAUUGCGGCAGAGAAGGAAGCCUACCUACAAGAGCACUGCCCACCUCUAAGCCUUCCCAGCAACUUAUCAGAACUCCAGGAUUUCUGCAAGAAGAUGCACGCCAAAAUCGAUGUGGUUGAUGAGGAGAGGUAUGACAUGGAAGUCAAAGUUGGAAAGAGCACCAAGGAGCUGGAAGACUUAAACCAGAAGAUCUUUGAUCUGCGUGGCAAGUUCAAGAGGCCUGCCCUUAAACGUGUCCGUAUGUCAGCUGAUGCUAUGCUGCGUGCUCUGCUUGGCUCCAAGCACAAGGUCAACAUGGAACUCCGUGCCAAUCUCAAACAAGUCAAGAAGGAAGACACUGACAAGGAGAAGGAUCUCCGUGAUGUUGGUGACUGGCGUAAGAACAUUGAGGAGAAAUCCGGCAUGGAAGGCAGGAAGAAGAUGUUUGAAUCUGAGGCUUAAGCCCUUAACCAAGACCACUGCCAUCUUAAACCCCUUAGCUUCCAGAGACAACCACCAUACCCUAACUUCUCUGUUAACUAGAGGGUUAUUUCCUCUGCUGCUCACUCUCCAGCAGCAAAGGGGAUACUGAAGUCUUACCUCCUCCCCACUCCUGGAUAUUUCACCACUCCACUUUAUACCCUUGUAGAAGGUCUUAAAGAAUGUUAUGGACUCAAGGAGGGGCUCAAAUUUCUGGGUCCCCUCUGUAUUGGCUUUGCAGCAGUUGUGUUAUGCGGACGUGAAAACAUAAACUUGUAAAUAAAGCUUGUGACGUCCCUUAAAGUUGGUGAUACCUGAUCUGGAGGUGACGUCACGGUCCUUUCUUCUCUA
This is a messenger RNA of Xenopus tropicalis (tropical clawed frog), 1406 nucleotides long. It is a transcript of the gene tnni2, whose product is annotated as troponin I2, fast skeletal type. The transcript is spliced from 7 exons. The record is from RefSeq and is a predicted model, not a curated record. Gene Ontology annotation, cellular component: troponin complex. NCBI's taxonomy places the organism in Eukaryota, Metazoa, Chordata, Amphibia, Anura, Pipidae. The coding region runs from base 552 to 1037 and encodes 161 amino acids.